AGCCUUUGGUGCUUUCAGCGGAUGACAAGGGACAUGGUUUGGUCCUAAAAUUAAACAUCGUCUGCUUUUGGUACGAUUGGUACGGUCGUUCAAGUAUUUCAUAAUUUUCGUGAAAAUUUGUGAACCGAAGUAUUAAGUUCAUCGCCCUUAUUUAAUUUUAUCAAUUAUUUACUUAUAUUAUCCUGCUGAUAAAAAAGUAUGCGCAUCAAUUUUUAAACUUUCUGCUGGUGUAUUAUCUUCAAAACAAUGGAGGAAACCUCUCAAAGGGAUGUGAACUAUCCUCGAAUAUUCCCUAGGAGUUUAACAGCUGGUUGUUCCAUAAAAAACAAGGGGGCAAUAGAUUGGAGUCCUACAGGUCUUCUGGCUUAUGGUUCAAACCACACAGUUGUGAUAGUUGAUACGAUUCAAUUGCAAGUUGUUCAGACUCUAGAUAAACACAAAACAGCAGUUGUAAAGGUUAAGUGGCCUGGUAAAAUUCCAUCAGGGACUAUUUCUUCAAGCACUUCAACUAAUAACUCCCCAUGUCACUCAAUGAUCCUGGCAUCUGCUGAUAGUUCUGGAGUGAUAAUAAUUUGGGAUGUUAUUACUGGUGUAGCUUUACACAUUUUAAGUGAUGGAAAUAAGUCAAUACAAGAUAUAAUGUGGGCUCAACAUUUUGACAACAGUGAAAAAUAUUUAAUGGUGAUCCACCCCCCUUAUUCAUUUGUGAUUUGGGAUGUCACUACAGGGACCAAAUUAUGGAAGAAAACAUAUGCUGAACAAAUCUUAGCGAUUGAUUUCGAUCCAUUUGAUCCCACAAGACUAGCGUUUUUAUGUCCUGAUUGCAUCCUGUUGGUCGAAGAUUUUUCAUUGUUCAAAGCCCCUUCCAGCAAUGGCCGAAAAUUCUACAUUUCGUCUCCAAAAGCUGCCACCACACCUAGCACACCAAGUGUGCCAAUGCCAUUAAGUUCUUCUGAUCGUUCUCGGGAUCGACUUCGCAAAUUGAUGCGAGAUAUCAUUGUAGGCGAAUCUGCUCCUCGUCCAGAAGAGCAGGGCAUGACUUCACUAAAUGAAUGUCUGCAGCUCAGUUUUCAUCGUUCUUUGCGCCACAUCAUAUGCCUGGUCUAUUCCAGAGAAAUCCUACUGGUAGAUUUAAGGAUUCAUCACACAGUAGCUGUUUUACUUUCCACGGAUCGAAGCUAUUCCCCACUACAACAGUUACUACUGUGCCGACAGCGGGACAUGCUGAUCUGCGUCCACGAAUCGGGUUCCUUGAGUGGUCGCAUUCGAAGAGGAAUUGUGCAAUCAACAGAGCCGGCAACCCCUUCACAUUCCCCAUGGAAUGCUCCUGAAUUAGAUGUCGAGUUACACUACGAACAGCGAUCCCAGACGGAAAGCAUUCGACUGACCAAAAGCAACAAAAUAUUGGGUGCUGCUAUGCAUCCACUUCUCGAAUCACGUACAGCUCUCCUCCUCUCUGACGGAAGGCUUUACUUCUACGAUUUAAGCUCCAAUGCCAUGAAGCAACAAGGUUGCCUGGCAGAAAUAAUGCCUCCAUUAUGGACGAACUGCAAUAGCAAACUAUCGCUUAAAUUCUCUCUAUCUGGAUUGUUGACUUCUCUAUCUGGCUUUCCACUCUCCUCCAACCAAUGCGUGAUGAAGAUGUGUCCACCACUCACAGUAAAAAAUAUGCAAUAUUAUAAACCACUUGUAGCUGUAGGAUGUGCCAAUGGUACUAUCCAAAUUUGUGACGUAUCAUCUGGGCUGAUCAAGAAAGAACUUGCUGUUCACAAUUAUGCUGUCAAAGGAAUUGAGUGGGUACAAAUGGACGAAUUUCUCAGUUAUGCACAAUCGUCUCCAGCUGCUAUCGGUGGUUGGGUGCGUAACGAGAUAAUUUUGACUAACGUUCAAACUGGCAGAGUGGUUUCAGUCCGAGCUGAUCGAGGAGAAGAAUCGCCUUUAGAACUUCUCCGUGUUUCUCCGUUAAAGCAAUACUUUAUGGUCGUGUUCAAAGAGGCGCCUCCUGAACUUUGGGAUUUACGUCAUUUGACCCUUAUCCGGACAUUACCGAAACGGUUUCCUACAAUCACUAGUCUGGAAUGGUUGCCUUCCCAUCUUCAACGACACGUCAAAAAAUCUUUAGCGGAAGAUUCAGACUCCAGUGUCACUUUAUUGACGGGUUUGAGCGUCAAGGAGUUUUUUGUUUUCGCCGAUCCAGACGGUAAUCUCUAUCACUUGACCGUCGAUGGGAGUGUAGUCAAAGAUGGUGCUCGACUAUCUCCUCCGAACACGUUGAAUGGAAUCGUGUCUAUGGCAUGGAAGAGCGAAUGGAUGGCUCUUGGUGAUGCUGAAGGAGGCGUCGCUAUUUGGGAAUGGCGGACACGUCAUUUCCGUCCUCUACCCCAUUCCAAAAGCCCAAUUCGAAAGUUGCGAUUUGCCCCCGGUAAGAAUAAUAUGAAGUUACUCGUACUUCACAUGGACGGGCUUGAUAUCUGGGACGUCAAAGAAAGCGAACGGUUAGGACAAUGGAGGAAUUCUCCUUUCCGCGAUUAUUUGUCUAUUUUGGAUGCAGAAUGGUCGGCUUCUGACAGACCACUGCUGGCAUGCUCCGACGGAUCCAUUCGAGUGUUUGACAUUUCUCUACAGCAGUGCAGCUCAUGCAUGGGAGAAUAUGCACAAGAUCCAGUUCCCUGCCCUUUACUAAUGCCACGUUCUGCUUUUCAAGCCAUCAAGACAAGCGUUCAGCUGAAUAUCCCAACUUCAAGCAAAUGCACAAAUCCAAGCAAAGACUUAAUCUUGAAUUACAUUUCCGACCACAUCCCGUUAGUUAAAACUGGAAUUCCCGAUCAGUGCUUUCGAGCUGCUCUACUUUGCGGCGAUCAACCACAGGCUGAGCUAUGGACUGUUGCCUCCUAUUAUCUGCGCUUUCAUUCCGGAAAAGAAUGUGCCACACCCCUGGACACCGUCUAUGAUUUACUUUGCGAUUCUUCUACCUACCGUCAAAUGGCGACGGAGCGAGCGGCUCUCUACCAAUCCAAACCUCGGGCUUACGAACACACACGCCAACUGACUCGCGAUCAUCUCUUGCUCAACGACAAGGAUAAAGCGAUUGCUUUAUUACUCAACACUGAAUCGGAGCAUGGUCAUUUUUACAGCAACCAUUUGCUGGCGUGUCUUGCUGCCAUACUACAGCCGGCUGGAUGUCACGGCAAUGCGCAUAGCACACUGAAGCUUGUAGCCACUCAUCUGAUAGCUUCUGGUCAUAUCUGGCAAGGCGUUGAAAUCCUUAUUCUCAAUGGACAAGUGCCUGAUGCGUGUCGUUAUCUUCAAGCCAAUCAUUUAUGGGAAGAUUCGGCUCGAGUUGCGAAACUGCUUCUAAUGAAGGAAAAGGAAAGAGCUGGUGAUACUCAACCGGAAAUAGCUGAAGCCGCAGAGAUCUGGAGACGUUGGGCUGCUCAUUUGAAUAACUGUCGUCAAAAAUUUGCGGCUACGCUGGUCCUAACCGCGGUUGGGGCAUGGCACAAGGCGGCAGAACUUCUGGUCCAGCAGCAAAUGCACGACGCUGCCGCCUUGUUAUUACGAGCCGCUGAGGAAAAUGGCUUGCACCAAGCAAAUGAUGCAAUUCAAUUGGAUUUCAUGCACGGCCUUUAUUGUCAAUAUGCUCGGCUUCUCUAUGAUUCCGGAUGGCAGUCCGAGGCCAAAGAAUGGGCAGGUUUUGGUGGACCUAGCGGCCAACAGCUCAUGGACGAAUGGAACAUUUUGGAUGUUGAUGCAAUUUCAAGCUGUUAAAGUUCAUAGAAUACCAUUUACACUAUUUUCCCCACAUUUCCCAAAACCGAGUCAUUCCGUACUUGUUGAGUACUUUCCAUUUAUCUUGUUACUACUUUUUGUAAUAUUAAAUCCAUUGGUUAAAGUUAA
Messenger RNA from Daphnia pulex (common water flea), 3897 nucleotides. Its product is annotated as WD repeat-containing protein 11-like. The record is from RefSeq and is a predicted model, not a curated record. The transcript is spliced from 11 exons. Lineage: Eukaryota; Metazoa; Arthropoda; Branchiopoda; Diplostraca; Daphniidae. Gene Ontology annotation, molecular function: protein binding. The coding region runs from base 247 to 3768 and encodes 1173 amino acids. Gene Ontology annotation, cellular component: cytoplasm.